ACGCGUACUCUAGCCCCUAUAUAAACACCCCUCCUUCAUAAACUCCUUACACACAACACAGCAAUCUAUAUAUAUUUAUACGCCAAAUUCAUUUUAAAGUAGAUAUUAAAUCUUAGUAUAAUAAGCUAAGUAAUACCGAGUGAUAAUUAAUUAAUGGCAAGUAAGAUGAUGGCGGUGAAGUCGGUUGCAUGCAUGGCCAUUUUGUGCAUGCUUGUGGUGGCGCCGUCGGCGGAGGCGGCGCUGACAUGCGGCACCAUUUUGUCAAAGCUCGCUCCAUGCAUACCCUAUGUCAAGGGGGCUGGUGCGGCGCCUCCGCCUGGAUCUUGCUGUGUUGGCAUAAAGACUUUAAGCGCCGCGGCUUCAACCACCGCCGACCGCCAGGCUGCCUGCAAUUGUUUGAAAAAUGCUGCUAAAUCCUACAGUAAAGAUCAGCUCAAUCGCAUCGCCGCAGUUCCCGGCAAGUGCAACGUCAAUAUUGGCUACACUCUCAGCACCAGCACUAACUGUGCCAGUGUUAAAUGAGGUAGCUAGCUGAAGCAGGGAGAUAGGGGUUGGAAGUUGUUUUCAUCGUUCCUUGUCACUGUUAUGGUCCAUCUAUCUAUAUUUGAAUGUUUCCGAUGUUUUUAUAAAUUUCAAUAUAUAUAUAUAUAUAUAUAUAUAUAUAUAUAUAUAUAUAUAUAUAUAUAUAUAUAUAUAUAUAUAAACACAUACAUGUAUGAAUAUGUUUUGUUUUAUUUUAUGAGAAAUAAAAGAGGCCGGAAUUGUGGUCCCCGUCAGGGAUGCCGCCCUUUAUUAGUUUGUUUUACACCCCGGCCGCCCGCCGUACGGUUUAUAUAUAGGGAGUAUAUCAUUUGUACACCUGUUGUUGUGUGAUUGGUAAUGAUAAUUUGUACUUCCUCUCUUCUUUUCACAAUCUUUGACACAGUUUGACUUGUCAAAAAUCAAGGAAAAAAUGUCACUGAGGACUACAUUUUACUGUAGAGUACAUUGUUUGGCACUGUUUGAACACUGUUUGACACUGUUUAAACACUGUUUGGCACUGUUAGACACUGUUUGCACUGUUUUUGUAAAGAUUUUCAAUGGAAUAAAGUAAAGGGA
Molecule: messenger RNA, 1098 nt
Organism: Cuscuta europaea
Lineage: Eukaryota; Viridiplantae; Streptophyta; Magnoliopsida; Solanales; Convolvulaceae
Source: the annotation of a GenBank genome assembly